AUGCGUUUAAGACUUCAAAGUGCGAAAUUGUGUCUUUUCAAACGUGUCAAUACAGACGAGGACAGAUUGAAGUGUACCGAGCCAUCACCAGGCCCUGUUUCUCCACCUGUACAAGAUUUGGAUAUAAACUCCAAGCGGAAGCAACUGUUUAUUUGUCAACUUACCAAGAAGUUCAACAAAUUCAAGAGAAUGAAACAGGAUAAUUCCUGUAGUGAACAAUUGAGAACUAAUUCUGGUUUUGACGAAUCAGCUGCUACUCAACCAACCAAUAAUUUAAAUGCCAAUCAUUUUGAAUCGGAUCAAAUUGUCGAACAGUUACCAGCAGUUUCGACACAAGCUGCCGAGCUUGAAAUGAAUACUCAGAGAAUUGCUACUGGGACCACUGUAUACUCUAUUUUUGGAAAAUUGAUGUUUUUGGGAUUCAGCAUUGAGAAUAUGAGUGUGCGUGAAGCAGUAGGAGAGAUACUCCAAUUCCAAAUGGGGGAAAUUCAAGAAUUGAGUGGAUUUUUAAAUGCUAUUUCAUGCGCCAAAAGGACCAGUGGUGCAUUUUUGAAAUGGAAUAUAGACAGAAGAUUUUCUACAGAAAGUUUGACUGAUUUAUUGAAUAUUCAAACAAGUAUGAGGACUGAAUUGUUAGGGACUAAAUGUUUUGAAGACUUUAUGAAGAUGUUCCAUCAGUUUGGUCAGGAAUAUAAAAGUGCACUUGACAGACAUGAGAGAAUGGUGCACAAGUAUCCUUUCAAAGCUAAAUGUAAAAGCUUUUAUGAGAGGUAUCAGAAGAGACUUGGCAUUGACACGGAGGAUGUGAUGAAUGUAAUUUUUGGGCGACAACGCGCGCAACGUGAAUUUGAUGACAUAUGUUGGAAGUUGUCAAAAGCAACAGCGCCAGUGAAUCUGAAUUUGAAAAAUUGUGACGCGGUUGUGAGAGACAGCAAAAAGAGAAGAUCUUUUUCCGACGAUGCUUGUUCAAUGUUAUCUAUCGAAGGUGAAUGUCAAGAUGAGGCUGAUGUCAAAAGCGAAAUUGAUGAUGAAGUUGCUAAUUCAGGAAUUGACGGUGAAAUUUUGAGAGCCCUAUUUUAUGAACAGGAGGACGCUCCUAGUGACAUAGACAUAGACAUAGACAUAGACAUAGACCAUGAAGAACAAGCCAAUACUGCAUUUGAAAAUAGUCAAAAGGACAUGGAAGCUAGUACGGUGUUGAUGCUGCCGUUGUUAAAUGUGGAAGAAGAAACACCACCACUUUGUAAUGCAGAUUCCGACUUCCUACGAAUUAUUGAAACCAUUGAAAAAAGAGUGAUGGCCCUUUUCCACAAAGAUGAGAAGGCCAAUAUUGAGAAGAAGACUUCGCAGACAGAAGAUAUCAAGAAUGACAGGAUUGUUGAACAGAAUGUGGAUCCUGGAAAUUACCUCGAAAUGAAUUCAGAAGGAGAAACCGAGCUGAACCUCGGUAGUGAAGAAGGGAUAACUGCACAAACGUCGACAGAAAGCUAUGAUGUACCACAAUUGGUUAGAAACCCAAAGUUGAAUGACAAUGAUCAAUCCCACACAAAGACCACCACCCUAGAAUCAGCUAGCAAGAGUCAUACCACGAACUCACACUCGGUGGGGUCGUGUGGAGGCUUCCUGUCUAGUGAGGAUGUAUCAGAAGGAUUAAUAAAUGGACAAAUUGUUGCAGCUAGAGACUCGCACUCGGUGCAAAGUCUUGGGGGCUCCAAAAACGACGAGCUUCCCUCACAGCCAACGCCAAAUGUUCAUGGAUCCUGCUUGGUGUAUUCCUGGGAAAUGGCUUACAAUGGGAUUGUUCAACAAAAUUUAAAGAUGCAAAAUGACUUUUUCAAGCGUGAAUCUAUCUUUAGAGAUGAAUGUCAACAACUAAGGGAUCAAGUUCAGCCAUUAAUUGAGGAACGGAAUAGGUUAGCUCUGGAAAAUUAUAGCUUACGAGUUCAAAGUUCAAAGCUUAAGAAUAAGUUCAAGAAAGGCUUUUGGCUAAGGAACUCGAGUAAAGAAGUUGAAAAACGUUUCCAGAACAGUAUCUGGAAUUUGACAGCUUCAAGUGCAGCAAUUACCCAAAAAAUUAAACGAGGUUUAGAGAAUAAGGAGAAUUUGAGUGAUUCUGAGAUUGAAGAGUUGAUGUCAAAAAUUUAUUCUCCAAUGGAAAAUCGAUAUCGACUGUCAUCGGGUAGUGUCGUUCAACAACGGUUAAUGGCCAAUGUUGAUAACGCGUGUCACGCAGAUGAAUUGGCAACCCCGGUUUAUGGAAGUGAUCAAUGUCUAGAUCAAUGUCAAAUGAGUUUGAUCUGGAAAUCUAUGAUUGAUCUUCUUGAAGAAGAUGCGCCAGGGAUAAUCAAACGCCUUGAAUCUGACAUCAAGGGUAGUGACGCAAAAGCGAAAGCAACAGAAAUCACCAACAAGACCUUGAAGUUUAUCCAUGAACAAAGUGAAGAAUGGAGGCAGGUUGGUUCAAGUUGCUGGCCGUGGAACAAGUCAAAGGUGAUGCGAAAAAGAAAAUCGAUUAUUAGUAAAUUGGAACAGAAAAGUGAAGAAGUCAAGAAGUAUGGCGAAGAACUUUGGUUGUUGAUGGGAAACAACAGCCAAUAG
Lodderomyces orthopsilosis Co 90-125 is the source of this 2598-nucleotide messenger RNA. Its product is annotated as mannosyltransferase. NCBI's taxonomy places the organism in Eukaryota, Fungi, Ascomycota, Pichiomycetes, Serinales, Debaryomycetaceae. The transcript has a single exon. The coding region runs from base 1 to 2598 and encodes 865 amino acids. The record is from RefSeq and is a predicted model, not a curated record.